This is a messenger RNA of Drosophila rhopaloa, 3355 nucleotides long. RefSeq lists its product as uncharacterized. The transcript is spliced from 5 exons. The record is from RefSeq and is a predicted model, not a curated record. Gene Ontology annotation, cellular component: cytoplasm. Lineage: Eukaryota; Metazoa; Arthropoda; Insecta; Diptera; Drosophilidae. Bases 85 to 3327 code for a protein of 1080 amino acids. Gene Ontology annotation, biological process: chromatin remodeling.
UUUAAAAUUGCUUACCGGAUUUUGCCGGGUUUCGAUUCGGCGUUAUUUGGUUAUUACUCUGGAUAUUGAUUGCCGGCCGCUAAGAUGAUGCAUCUGGAGCGGUAUGUCACGAAGAUAAAGCCUGCCGUGGAGGGAUUCAUGAAGGAGCCCAGCAAGGACACUUUGUCCUUAGUGGAACGAGAAAUCGAGGGAUUUAACUUUGGGGAAAUGCGCAUUUACCAGGUGCAAACAGUGGUCCCUCUGGUGCUCAAACUGGAUGAGUUGACCGGGGAGCACCAGGAACUGCGUACCCGCCUGAUGAACUGCCUGAGCCGCAUUGUCUCCCAAACUUACUUGGCGGACGAGAAAGGACUGCGCUCCAUCCUGGUGGUGGUGCUGCAACAGGUACGCGACUCCAAGGCAGCCGUCAUGCGACCGAAUCUAUCCGAGGAAAUUAAACUGGCUGCCAUACAGUGCAUAUUUGAGGCAUUGCGUCGCUCCACCACAGAUGUGCUGGAGUCUUUCUACGUCAAGGAGACUGCAAUGGUGAUUGGCCAGAUACUUAUCAUGCUCUUAGAUAUAAUUGAGCAGGAAAAGUAUCGAAAACUCGUGCAGUCAGCCAUCCAGUGCUUAAUGUUGGUCUUCUACGUUCACGACGAUUCAGAUCCCGUGGAUGUAGUGCUGCGCAGUCAGGUGGCCAAUACCAUAUUUAUUUUCCUACCCAAGGUUCUUAUUGUAUUGUUCAAAACAACCAUGAAAGAUGAUACUGUUGGGGAAACCAUUAAAUCGAUGGCGAUUCAAGCCCUAGGACGCAUUAUUUGCAUCAUGUUUGAGGAAACCACUGAUGAGUUCAUGAAAAUGCGCUACGAUGUGGACGCUUUUCGAAAACUGUUCAUUAACUCCAUGGAUAACCUGGCUGAUCAAAGUGAUUUUACCUUUUUUGCAAACAAAAAGUCCACCAACGAACAGACUGAGGAGCGUUUGCACCAAAUGCAAACAGAGCUGCGGUCGAUCCAAUGGGUAGCGGCCACGUCGCGACGCCUACGACCUAUCUUUGUGGAGACGAGCAUUCUGAGGGCACACACUGCUUUGAGUGUACGCGAAAGUUACUCCGACAUGUGUUGCCUACUGCUAAAGCAUUGUGCCCACAAUCUGAGGACGAAUUUUGUACACGUACUGGAGAGCGUUUUGGCCCUGUCGGAGGACGAGAAUGAGAAAAUAGCCCAGCGGUGCAGGGAAACUCUUCUUCUGCUGCAGCAACAGCCUAGCAGCCAGGGUAUAUUUGAUGAGAAUGCAGAGAUGCUGCUAGACGCGCACCUCAACAAAUGGCCACGCAUCCUGCACCGCUGCGAGGACAACGAGCAGUUCGCCGAGCUUCUUUUCUUCAAGGGAUUCCUGCGCAACGUCAAUGCCGAUAAGCUCGAACUACUGCUGCUGGUGCCCAAGAACUUGGAGAUGUUCGUGACCUGUCUGCUCGCAGCUCUUGACCAGCGGACCACCCGUGACCUACUAAACGAAGAGUACUCCCUACGACGUAUUCGUGGGGGCGAUCCAAAAGGCCUGGCUGCCGAACUGUCUAAGCUCCCAUGGCGGCAGUUUAAGCAUCUCGCCUCCAAGCGCAAUGUGGGCAUCUUGUACGACAUUGCAGCCCUAUUGGGUGUUCAGCCUUCUCUAAACCGGCUUAUCUUCGACCACUGUCAAGACCUCAUUCAGCAAAGGUCCUCCUCCAUGAACGAGUGUAUAAUUCUUCUAACUCUAAUGGUAACGCCGCCGGAUAAAAAAGCUCGAGAAAGCCGGCUGGUACUGGCUAAUCUUUUACUGGAUCAGAUCCUACGCGACGAGCACUGGAACCUCGCCCUUCAGCCUGAUGCAGCUUGGCGCCUCAAAGUCAACAAGCCCACCCAUUGGUUUGAAGAACGAACUCCUGGUCUCUAUUCAUCCGCAGUGGAGGUUCGCACCCAGGACUGCGAUUCCGACGACGAGCAGACGGAGGUGGUUGGCAGUCGCGUAACCAUUGCAGACGCCCAGUUCAAUGUGCUGCACACCUGCCUAAUUAUGGACGCAUUGGGACACUGUGCCAGGUUCAUUGGCGAUACCUUCGACAGACACAUAUUUUUGAGUCUGCACAAAGUACUUCUCAAGGUGGCCAGCAGUAACACUAUUGUUCACCAGGCGGCUAGUUUCGCAUUCGUUUCCAUGCAGUUGGCUUUAAGGUAUGCGGAACCCUCGCACUUCAUCGAGUGCUCCACGGACUACAUCACUUUCCACCUGAACGCAUUGCUGAAGCGGUCGCCGAAUAGCACUGCCGCAGUGGACAUUCUCACCGUGGUGCUUCAGUACAGCACGCGGGGCAAUGUGCCGCACUUGGACAGCUUAUUCCAGACUAUACGCGAGGAGUGUUCAAAAUCGCAUCAAUCGAGCAAUGUUCACUCUUAUCUGCGCGUCUUUAGAGCAUUCCUAAAUCAUGUUUCACAUUGGCAAGUUAAUGCAACGGCUGAGAUAAAUUCAGAGCUGCCGAUGCAAGUGGAUGAAGAGCACAGUGUCUUGAAUACAUGGAUAAGUGUGCUUAAUAGGCCGCAGUUGUUAGAGGAUAUAAAUGGCGACGCAGACAUGACCAAGGAGCCCGCGAAAGAUGAGGCAGAGGAUGCAGAAGACACGGAACCAAAACCAACGAAGCCGGAUCUACCGCGCCAUGUUGAAAUGGUUAAGGAUAUUCUAGGUCAAGUAAUCAAGUUCAUUUCCAACGCUGAUCAGGAGCAACAGAUUGCAGCUCUCGAAUGCUUCUCCAGUGGAUUGCCACUUCUGGCAGACUAUGAGAAUGAGCUCCUGCCACUGGUGCAUCUAGUGUGGCAACCACUCGUAGAGAAGUUUCGGCAGAAGGACGCACUGGUGCUCAAUCGUUGCUUCACCUUGCUGCACUUGCUGGGCGUCCAUGCGAAGGACUUUAUAUUGAAACGAAGUCUCAGUGAUGUGAUACCUCAACUGAAGCUUUUCCUCAAAGCGGCCAGUCAGCACAGCAGCAUGGAAACUUCACUAGCUCAGACGCAGGAAUACAAACUUCAGCUGAAGCUCCUCCAAAGUCUAGCGGAUUUCAUACUAGGUCUGCAGAUAGAGGGAAAACAUCUUCACGAGCUGAUGACCACGGUGGCGAUUUAUCUGUCGGCGGUACAACCACGAGAGCUGCAGACGUCGGCCAGAGGGUUCUUCCUGCAACUGAUUGCUUACAAUGGACCCUUUGUCUAUGUGACGCUGUUGCAGAGGGCCCAUCUUAAAGAUUACCAAGCUAAUGUUAGCCAUAUCUUCGAAGUAAUGGGCUUUAUCAUAGCAAAUGGACACGACCUUGAUUAAUAAACAGACCGUUUUUAUUAUUUCACAA